GUCGGGACACCGGCAGGUUAUGGGAAAGUCACCGUUUUGCAACAACUAGCAGGAGGUUAAAUUAUGAAAAACAGAAAUGUAUAAACUAACUUGAGUUAGCGUACCAUAACUAGGGUUUGGGUAAUUAAAACAAAAGCCUUCCGAGUGAACAUUUCUGUGCCGCUUUCCGGCUGUUUAUUUUAUUUUAAAUCGAGACAGAGUGCAACAUCCCAACCCACGGCCAUGUGUUUGUCCCUCUCUGCUGCAGCCUUAUGCCAGCUGAAGCGUGAUGUAUCCAGAGCAACCCAGAAUGGGCCCCGCCCAUCGGAGACGGCAGGCAGAUUCACCCCCCGGGGGCACGUUGAGCACCGGCCUUCUGCAGGGCCUCAUCCAGAGCGCCAGGCCUCUGUCCUUCUGCUCCCUGCUCCCCAGGGUCCACGCAGCUGAUGUGGCUGCUGCCCAGCCCGCACAGAUGCCCUCUCCUUCCUCCUCUUCUUUAACCAGUCCUCCACCCAUCCCCUCUCCCAGCGCCAUGCGAAGCUACAUAGGCAGGCCAGAAUUACCAGACACGGGAUGGGACCGCAUCAAGGACCUCUUUCAAUUGGAUGAAAGGCGUACGUACCCUGAGGAGCUGACCAACGUGAUAAAGAGCGGUGUGGUCGGUGCUCUAGCCGGCCUGCUGUACGGAGGCCUGCCUGCAGCCCGCCAUGCAAGGCAGAGCUACAUCCAGGUCAGCCAGGCAGAGCUCUACAGCAGCCGAGUGGACGCAGUGCGCUCAGCCCAUAAUGCAGCAAUCCGAGGAUUUGUGAGAUAUGGGUGGAGGUGGAGCUGGAGAGUGGCUGCUUUCGUCACCUUAUUCAAUUCUGUCAGCACUGGGCUCUCUGUCUACCGGGACAAGAACGCCAUCAGCCAUUAUGCUGCAGCUGGAGCUGUGACUGGAGGUCUGUUCAGGCUGAACCUGGGCCUGAGAGGGCUGGUGGGAGGGACCGUCAUCGGAGCAGUGCUGGGGCUUCCCACCGGCGCUCUGAUCGUCGGCAUGCAGUCGAUGGCAGGAGAAAAUGCCAGAGACCGGAGGAGAAGAGAGCGCAGGGAACUGUAUGAAGUCAAACUUGCAGAGUGGACGGCCCGAAUGAACGUGACAGAAGAACUGAUCGGAGAUCUGAACGUCAGCUCUCAGGCAGGGGAAGCCAAUAAUGACAUGCAGAGGAUCCAGGAGCUGCUCAGUUUACCAAAGAACGAGGACGUGACUCAGGAGUCACGCAGCUGAUGACAGUAGCUGCCUCACUGACUUCUCGGUUGAACAUUGAAGGUGGGACUUUACACAGCUGGGAGGACACAUUGGCCACUUCUGUCUGGACUUCACACACCUCUUCUCAAACUGAAUGGAAAACUGCUUCAAAACUCCAACUACUGUCCUGUGUACAUCUGUCUUUGUGAGGACCACAAGUCUUCAGAAAUUGGGAGUUGGGACAUCUUUAAUUGGACUCCACAUCAUCUAUGUUUUAAUAUCAGUGAGCUUGCGUCCUUCAGUAUUUGCUUCUUGUGAAUCAAUAAUACAUUUGAUCAAUUUAAAUAAAACCAUGCCAUUUUUAAUGCCAACCCUGCAUACCAAGACCUGAACUGACCUUUCUUCCCCUUCAGUUAUUGUUCUAGUAAUAACUGAGGUUUGUAUCCAAAUGUCAUCUAUCCAAAACACGGCUUCUUUAUUUUCCCCAUGCCUGUGUUUAUGUGUCGUUUGUUUCCAACUUUGCCUCUUGGGCUUUUCAGCAACUAGGUCAAACACAGCCGUGGCCCCUGGUGUAAACGAGAUGUGACACAGCAGCAGCUGGGGCCCGGGAUGCAGCGGUGACUGCUCACAUGCAGAUGGACAGCCAAUAGAAACAGCUUUGGUCUAUUACAGGUAGACUCUGGAGGUAAGGCUUGGACCUGAAACUUAAUCAACUGUUGGUCUGUCCCUGCAGCGUUGAAUUUGUCAAAGUAAACAUGGAAAGUUUAUACAUUUUGACCUAAUAUUUAUUUGAAUGGCAGUGUUUUUGCUAAUCCUUGUUUUUGCUUAAAAUGGAAACUGGUCAUUUCCACUGGGAUGUACUCGAAGGGUAUUAAAACAAUGCAAGUAAUAAUGUUAUUUAGAUUUAGUUCUGAGGAUUACUGCCUAUUUAAAAGUGGGCUUUUAGUGCCCUCUAUUGGUGUCUUUGGGGAACAGCAAAGGUUCCCCUAAUAGACAGGAACAGAGACCUGAUACAGUAUGUUUACAGCUUAAGUUGAUAACUUCUCAAAAACGUACAACCUAUCUACAGAUUUGGCUAUUUCCCCAUUCCCAAGUAUAAAGUCCAGCCUCCUUUUUAAAACAAACUAAACAAUGAAGACAAAUUAUAACGUUACAUAAAGUGGUUUUGCAUCAGAGAUGUAAAUGAAGUCCUACUAAAUGCAUACUGUCCCCGCGGCUAUAGAUGGAGCUUCAAGAUAACUUGUGUCCAAAAUGUACUUUUAGAUUAAUGUGUCUAUCUUCUGCAAAGAGAGCAGACCCUCUCUUUUAACACAUUGCUUAUUUAAAGUGCAUUUACUGCGUGUUAGUCUAUUACAUGUUAAAGCUUAUUUUUCAGCCUUUAUUUCCUCGUGGUAAGCUUAUAUACUUGCUGUGGUAUAUGGUGAAGCUGAACAUCAAAGCUAACAGAGGUUAAUGACAGACAGCUAUUUGUCUUUCUCAGGAAGUCAAUAUUUUAGCAGCUUGAUGUGAAUUUCAUGAGUGAGCUGUGGAUUGAAACUGUGGGAAAGUGUACCUGCAGAAGAAACUUAAAGUGACAUAUAUAUACAUAUCAUUAAAUGGGACUAUCAUACAUUUCUACGAUGACUUCCUCAGUGUAACUGAAAGCCGUGUGGUGUAUUAAAUCUGUUCAUAUACAGUUAGUGACUCUCUGAGGUCAUAGAGUGCAGAGAAGAUGUUGUACAACAGGGUGUUGUAUAACAUCUUAUAUGUCAGAAAGCCUCCAGGGAUGAGUAAGAAAAAGACCAAGUAUAUCUCACCUUAUUUGGGUAGGUGCAAGACAUGGUGUACGAACGUAUAGCUCACCUUAUUUGGGUACACAUUCUUAUAGAACAUCGCAUUUUGUAACACACCCACAUUUCUCCUAUAAAUUGCAUGCACAGAGAUUUCGGGGGGACUUCCACAAUUGGAUCUGGGAACCUCGUAUCGCCCGUGUUGGUGUCUGAUACUAUG
Messenger RNA from Eleginops maclovinus (Patagonian blennie), 3196 nucleotides. RefSeq names its product translocase of inner mitochondrial membrane domain containing 1 (gene timmdc1). The record is from RefSeq and is a predicted model, not a curated record. The coding region runs from base 269 to 1246 and encodes 325 amino acids. Gene Ontology annotation, cellular component: mitochondrion. The transcript is spliced from 8 exons. Lineage: Eukaryota; Metazoa; Chordata; Actinopteri; Perciformes; Eleginopidae.